UGUGUAAAAAAAAAAAAACCUUCAGAUUGUCAACAAAUCUUGAUGUAGUACGGCUUGUGUGUUGAAAUUCUUCACCGCGUUUAAAUGACAGCUCUACACUGAAGGCGAAAAAAUUAGAGAAAGGAGCUUUAUCAACCAAUGUGGCAAACUCUUAGCUCAGUCUUUGCGCGCUAACAGUCUGAAACCUGACGCAGCUAGCGAGCUAGCAUUAGCUGCCCGGAUGCGGUGAGAAGCGCCUGGGGAAGCGAACGGCAGCGCGGCUUCUUGCUACGGGACGGGAAGGGCCUCGAACAGGAGGAGCUCAGGGGCGACUGGAAAGAUGUCAGGCUGUCGGCAACAGCAGCAGCCGGGCGGUACUUCGGGGUCUGUACCGGGAACGAGCGCGGGGAGCACGGCCACUGCUAACAGUGCUAAUACCGGAGGGAGCAGCGCUAAUGCUAACGGCAACGGCGUUUCUUCACGGAGUCUCGGCAGCGAGGCGCAGCUCCAGGGCGCACAGAGAUCCGGCCACAGCAAGAAGAGACCCCUGUACAACGGCCUGAUUAAUCCGUAUGAAGAUAAAAGUAAUGAUUUCGUGUGUCCCAUCUGUUUCGACAUGAUAGAGGAAGCGCAUAUGACUAAAUGCGGUCACAGUUUCUGUUAUAAAUGUAUACGACGGAGUUUAGAGGACAGCAACAGAUGUCCGAAAUGUAAUUACAUUAUUGACAAUGUGGAUCAGCUGUACCCCAACUUCUUAGUUAAUGAGCUGAUCCUCAAACAGAAACAGAGAUGCGAAGAGAAGCGACUGAAACGGGACCACCCUAAUGGAACCAAAUGGCAGUUUUUCCAAGAUGUUCUUGGCACAGACCAGGAGCAUCUGGAUUUAGCAAAUGUCAAUUACAUGUUGGAGCUGCUGGUGCAGAAAAAGAAACAGCUUGAAGCGGAAUCACAAGCAGCUCAGCGUCAAAUCCUAAUGGAGUUCUUGAAAGAAGCUAGAAGAAAUAAGAGAGAGCAACUGGAGCAAUUACAGAAAGAAUUGAACUUUUUGGAAGAGGACAUAAAGAGUGUCCAGGAUAUGAGUGGGCUGUACUCACCGGUUAUGGAUAUGGACCCCAACCUGGACAGCACAGUUCCACAGUUUGGAGAAGCACACUCUCCUGCACCCAGCUGUAGCAUCAUUGAAAACACAGACUAUAUUCAGCCUCCCCAGUUUGGAGCAAGCUCACAGGUAAACUUGCCAAAGGGUAAAAGACAGACAUCAUACAAUAGCACUCUGGCCUCUCGGAGGAAGCGGCUAACAGCGCACUUUGAAGACCUGGAGCAGUGUUACUUUUCAAACAGGAUGUCGCGUAUCACAGAUGACAGCCGAACUGUUAACCAGCUGGACGACUUCAUGGAGUGUCUCUCCAAGUUCACACGUUACAACUCUGUACGCCCUCUGGCCACUUUGUCUUAUGCAAGUGAUCUCUACAAUGGCUCUAGUAUUGUUUCUAGUAUUGAGUUUGACCGUGACUGUGAUUAUUUCGCCAUUGCUGGUGUUACCAAGAAAAUUAAAGUUUUUGAAUAUGGAACAGUGAUCCAGGAUGCUGUGGACAUUCAUUAUCCUGUCAAUGAAAUGACGUGCAACUCUAAAAUAAGCUGCAUUAGCUGGAGUAGCUACCACAAGAACCUGUUGGCAAGCAGCGACUAUGAGGGAACUGUGAUUCUUUGGGAUGGAUUUACAGGGCAGAGGUCAAAAGUUUAUCAGGAGCAUGAGAAAAGAUGUUGGAGUGUUGAUUUCAAUCUUAUGGAUCCCAAACUUUUGGCUUCAGGCUCAGAUGAUGCAAAAGUCAAGUUGUGGUCUACUAACCUGGAUAACUCAGUUGCCAGCAUUGAAGCUAAGGCCAAUGUGUGCUGUGUCAAAUUCAGCCCAACAUCUAGGUAUCACCUUGCAUUUGGCUGUGCAGACCACUGUGUCCACUACUAUGAUUUGCGGAACACUAAGCAGCCUAUCAUGGUCUUCAAAGGUCACCGGAAGGCUGUGUCCUAUGCCAAGUUCGUCAAUGGAGAAGAGAUUGUGUCUGCCUCCACAGAUAGCCAGCUAAAGCUGUGGAAUGUGAACAAGCCUCACUGCCUGCGCUCUUUCAAAGGCCACAUUAAUGAGAAAAACUUUGUAGGUCUGGCCUCCAAUGGAGACUAUGUAGCAUGUGGAAGUGAGAACAACUCCCUAUACCUGUACUACAAGGGGCUCUCCAAAACAUUGCUGACCUUCAAGUUUGACACUGUGAAGAGCGUUCUGGACAAGGACAAGAAGGAAGACGACACUAAUGAGUUUGUCAGUGCCGUAUGCUGGCGGGCAUUACCAGAUGGGGAGUCGAAUGUCCUGAUUGCAGCCAACAGUCAAGGGACAAUCAAGGUACUCGAGCUAAUUUGAAAGUCUACUAGAAACAAUCAUCAGAUCCUCGUGUCAAACCAGGGAAGUUUAUCAUACGGAAUGUGACUGAAUACAAAAGGAAAAAACAACAACAACUUUCGUCUCUGACACUGAUAUUUUCAAAAAGAAGUGUGCUCCAGUAUCAGGACCAUUUGAGACCUCCAGGGAGUAGAUGUGGACAUUUCUGGUAAAAAAAUGAAAAGGGUGACUCUUCUUUCAAAAGCCUCUGUGGAGUAAAAUGCUCAAAUGCUCAAUUGAAGACAUUAAUAAACCAAGACUGAGGCUUAAGUAGAGGCAAUGUGACAAAUGUUAGAGCUAUGUGAGUACAAAGCCAAAGCACAAGACCAGAACACAAUGAAUUCUCUUUUUUUUUUUUUUUUUUUGGUUGUUGUAGAAAUAAUCAAUCGCUACAUCAUUCUUUUGUGCCUCUAGUAUCCAUGUAUUCUUUUCAUUUGAUACAGUGUCUGACUAAAAGUUGCUCUGUUUGGCUGAUGCCCCGGACUCUUCAAAGUAAUACUGGGCCUUCGUUAGUUUGUUGCUUGUGUCAAGGGACCUUGGGAUUUGGCUGCCUCAUCCAAAUAAGGCAGAUUUCCUUUAAAUACUUUCUUAGUCAUGUGAAAAGGAAGAUACUAAACUGUUUUUUAACUUUACUGUCAUUAGUUGCCAUGACUUACUUAUUCUUUUCCCCCUUUGUGGGCAUAUUUUGUCAAACGUAGGGAUGAAUAAGAUGUUAUGAUGACACUAUGUAUUCUCUACUGGGAUUAUUUAACAAUCACCCAAAAACAUUGCUGCUCUUUUUAUCCUUAAAUUUCUGUACAAGUAUUAUUUAUUUUUUUAAUUUAUAGAACGCCGUGAACUUCACACCCAAAUAUAGAGUGUAGGGUUUUUUUGGAGCUUGGAUUUCUGUUGCAUCCCAGUAAUUCCCUUCUGUGUACCCAUUCUAUGAUUUUUAACCCAUUCAUUUGAAUGAAUAAAUGAUUCUCUUUGCA
This is a messenger RNA of Clarias gariepinus (North African catfish), 3381 nucleotides long. It is a transcript of the gene cop1, whose product is annotated as COP1 E3 ubiquitin ligase. Lineage: Eukaryota; Metazoa; Chordata; Actinopteri; Siluriformes; Clariidae. The coding region runs from base 320 to 2392 and encodes 690 amino acids. Gene Ontology annotation, biological process: proteasome-mediated ubiquitin-dependent protein catabolic process. Gene Ontology annotation, molecular function: protein binding; ubiquitin protein ligase activity. The record is from RefSeq and is a predicted model, not a curated record. The transcript has 20 exons.